Drosophila teissieri is the source of this 263-nucleotide messenger RNA. Its product is annotated as male accessory gland serine protease inhibitor. Bases 24 to 263 code for a protein of 79 amino acids. Gene Ontology annotation, biological process: negative regulation of peptidase activity. Gene Ontology annotation, molecular function: serine-type endopeptidase inhibitor activity. The record is from RefSeq and is a predicted model, not a curated record. NCBI's taxonomy places the organism in Eukaryota, Metazoa, Arthropoda, Insecta, Diptera, Drosophilidae. The transcript is spliced from 2 exons.
ACGCAAACCCAAGCAAAAUAAAGAUGAAAUACCUAGCAGUUUUGGCGCUACUCUGCUGCUUUUUGGGAUCAGCCUUGGCGGCUUUGAAAAACCCAAUCUGUGGCGAGGAGUUCGGCGUCCUUGGUAAUUGCCGUUCCAUUCAAAACAAGUGGACCUAUCGCAGGGAUACCAACGAGUGCAUCAGCUUCAAUUACUCCGGCUGCCAAGGAAACAAUAAUCUAUUCGACAAGAAGGCCGAAUGCGAAAAGGCCUGCAAAAUUUAA